Clarias gariepinus (North African catfish) is the source of this 3275-nucleotide messenger RNA. RefSeq names its product heparan sulfate 6-O-sulfotransferase 1b (gene hs6st1b). The record is from RefSeq and is a predicted model, not a curated record. NCBI's taxonomy places the organism in Eukaryota, Metazoa, Chordata, Actinopteri, Siluriformes, Clariidae. Gene Ontology annotation, cellular component: membrane. The transcript has 2 exons. Bases 310 to 1536 code for a protein of 408 amino acids. Gene Ontology annotation, molecular function: heparan sulfate 6-sulfotransferase activity.
UCGCUCGAGCGCUACGCAAUGAUCACACGAGACAAGGAAGCCGUACGAGACGGCAGCGGAUCAGCGGAAGCACGAUCAAUCUCCGAAAGUCCCGUGUGCGAUCGCUUCGCUUCAGACGCUCGGGCUUUCCGGUUGGACCAGUCUCGCGCCAGACAAGCUUUCGGUGGAUAAUAAUGUGUCAGUGUUUACUGCGCGCGCGCGCGCGGCGGGCUGUCGAGCCGCUCCGGUGCCGCUGAUGUAUGGAGGGCGCGAGCGAGCACCGAGCCAAACCCGCUCCCCGAGACCCCGCUGUGUGAGACAUGGUGACAGAUGAACAUCGCGGGAAGGACCAUGGCUGAGCGAGCCAGCAAAUUCGUGCUGAUCGUCGUUGGCUCCGUGUUCUUCAUGCUCAUUCUGUACCAGUACGUAGCGCCCGGUGCGAUCAACUUCGGCUUCCCGGCGCAUGGCUACCUCACCGAGGAGGACAUGACCAUCUUCCCUACACCGGACCCGCACUAUGUGAAAAAGUACUACUUCCCGGUGAGGGACUUGGAGCGCAGUGUGGACUUCGAGAUCAAGGGCGAGGACGUGAUUGUGUUCCUGCACAUCCAAAAAACAGGCGGCACGACAUUCGGACGGCACCUGGUGCAAAAUGUGCGGCUGGAGCUGCCGUGCGACUGCAGGCCGGGCCAGAAAAAGUGCACUUGCUACCGACCGAACCGCAAAGAGACGUGGCUCUUCUCGCGCUUUUCUACCGGCUGGAGCUGCGGCUUGCACGCGGACUGGACCGAACUCACCAACUGUGUGCCCGGAGUCCUGAACAGGAAGGAGAGCAAGACAAAGAAACUGAGGAAGUUCUACUAUAUCACACUUCUUCGGGAUCCAGUAUCAAGAUAUCUGAGUGAGUGGCGCCAUGUUCAAAGAGGCGCCACAUGGAAGACUUCUUUGCACAUGUGUGAUGGUCGCACACCGACACCUGAGGAGCUUCCCACCUGUUAUGAUGGCGCAGACUGGUCAGGAUGCACCCUGCAACAGUUUACGGAGUGCCCAUACAACCUGGCCAACAACCGUCAGGUGCGCAUGUUGGCUGAUCUCAGCCUAGUGGGUUGCUACAACGCUUCCACGUUGCCCGAGAAGCAGCGUGCCCGUCUCCUACUUGAGUCAGCUAAGAAAAACCUGCGUGACAUGGCGUUCUUCGGGCUCACAGAGUUUCAGCGCAAAACACAGUACUUGUUUGAGCGCACCUUCCGUCUCCGCUUUAUCAGGCCUUUCGUACAGUACAACAGUACACGUGCUGCCGGUGUUGACCUGGAUGAAAGCAUCGUGAAACACAUUGAGGAGCUCAAUGACCUUGACAUGCAACUUUAUGACUACGCAAAGGACCUGUUUCUUCAGCGAUACCAGUACACGCAUAUGCUGGAGAGGCGUGAGCAAAGAAUGAUGCUCCGACAUAGAGGAUCUUUUCACAGCCUGGCAAGGGAGGAGGGCGCAGGGGGAGAGGGCACUGCUCGGCUACCCACUGAGGACUACAUGAACCAGAUUGUUAGUGGAUGGUAGCCCAGGAGAUCUCUCUUUAAAAAGAAAGAGAGACACAAAGAUGUAUAAUGGCUGGAGACCCCAUCUUUUCUCCAGCCUAUGGAGAAAUAAAGUGGUUAUCAUGAACACUUAUCCACAGGAAUCUUUAAAGAAUAAGAUGCAAAGAAAGACGGGCAAAGCCGUUGGGUGGGAGACGUGGCCUUUUCCAAGAAAAGAGAUCAUUAUGGGCAUUCUCUCUCUCUCUCUCUUUUGCGUAGAAAGAGAAAGGUACAUAAUGAGAGAAUUGAGAGAUGGGGGGUGAAGGAACUAUUUCUAUUUCAGCUUGUGUAGAAAGUUGGGGGAUCAUUAUGGACCUUUUCUCUUGUUUUUCCCAGAUUUCUCGAAAAAGUCAGAAACUUGCAGAGGCAGGGAAAUUGCAAAGAUCAUAGAUAGAGGAGUCAUCUCUUUCUUAGACCAUAGACAAAAAGCAAUCAUUACAAGCGUACUGUCUUUCCUCAACAAAUAAGGUGUAGUUUGGGCCAGACCUGGAAGAAGUAGUAGUCAUUGAGAUGACUAGGGGUUUAGAGUGCACUUUUCCAGAUGGGUUAUCACAUCUCCCUAUUCUCCUCCAUAAAGCCCAGACUCAAAUGAGAAACUGUAACUGCUUAAGGCAACUCCAUCAGUAAAUCGUUGUUUCGAUGAGCUGCAACACAAUUCUACAAAGCCUAGUUUUGUAUAAGAAGAGGGAAAAUGUGAAUAAAAUCACUUGUCUUAGGAAAAUCAUCCAAAUAUUGGGGAAAUUCAGAAUGUUUUAUAUUCUGUGUAUAAAUCUUAAGUUUUUCUCUCUUUUUUUUUGUAAACUGAUGUGAAAUGCAGAGACUGGAAAUUUCCACGAGAUUAUUACUAACAGACGCUGUGACCCAGUUUGUUUUAAAGAGAGAUAUAUGUUAAUAUAUAAUACAGACAUGGCCUUGUUUUUCCAGCAUAUGUUUCUACCAUUGUAUGUGCUGACUGUGUGACUGCUCAGCCUCUCUGGGUAUGGCAUUGUAUUCAUUGGUUAAACAAAGAUGUUAUUGCCAAGACAUUCACACCAUGAGGGAAAAAAAGGUUAUGUCAGGGUUCCACCUACAGUCUCAACUGCUUGGAAGAAUAGUACCAGGAGAUAAAACACAAGGUAACAAAAAACAAAUGAUACUUUAAUUUUAUUUAUUUAUUUUUCCUUUUUUUUUUUUUUUUUGGAAAAGCAUGAAGUUCUGCUUUAAACCUGCACAAGUGUGUGACUGAAAGUGUGUAUGAUCGACAUACAAUAUUGUCCAUGCAUGCAUGUAUGUGAGCGUGCUGAUGGCUUUGUUUCUUUCUGUUCAACGAAAGUGCAUUUAUAAUGAACGAUCCAAUCUCUCAGUCCCUGCACUUUGGCUUUUAUUAUAAAGACUUCACACUACAGUCCCUCUUACAUUCCAUACAUUCAAACUAAAUAACACUGAAGCAAUUACUGAGGCAGUCGGAUCCUAUGCAGAAACGUGAUGAAGCCAGAGGUGGCAUUUCAUAAUCAUCCCUAUCAAUCCUCCAUGAAAGCAUUCUUACCCUAAGUAAUAAGCGAGUGUGAAAAUAUGUAGCGCGUGUGUAUGUGUGUACAGUUCUAUAUUUGUGUGAAAGAGCAUUUUAAUAUGAGGCAUUUUAAAUGUCUCUUUGUUUUCCAUUCAUAUUCUAUAUUGUUGUACUGUAUUAGUACCUCUGUUAUGCUAAAUUGACCUUAAAGUUACCAAUAAAUAAUUUUUCUU